AUGGCGAACAACUUACGCUUGAGCGAACUGUUCGAUGUUACAGGGCGCUGGGUAGCGAUCACUGGUGCAGCUUCCGGAAUUGGUCACAUGAUCGCACGAGGUUGCGCUGUUAAUGGAGCAAAUACCAUCUUGAUGGAUGUCAACCUUCAGGCUUUAUUAAGCGUUCAGUCUGAGCUAGAAAACAUCUCGCCUUCCUCAAAAAUCAUCGUCAUCCAUGGCGACUUAUCAAGUGAGGAUGGGAUCAAGGGAGUUGUAGAGAAAGUAAAGUCGACGCAAAGUUCACUUGAUGCUCUUAUUCAUUGUGCUGCGAUUCGGUAUAUGAAUGAAGUCACUUACGUUCCAGGUGAUGGCCUGGACAAGCUGGAAGCCGCAACGUUGUCUGCACCAUAUCAAGGCUGGGAACACACUUUUAGGUUGAACGUUCUCGCGCCAUACUUCCUGACCGCUGGAUUAAUCAAACUUCUCGGAGCAGCAGCCGCAAAGGGCGAGGGAAGGGGUUGUGUGAUCUUGUUUAGUAGCCCUGCUAGUGUUCACAACCACCAAUUUGUUCCUUGCUAUCAGACUUCCAAGGCGGCAGUGGAUCAUCUUGUCAGGAUAAUGGCAGCCGAGUUUGCCGAUUACUAUAUCCGAGUCAAUGCCAUGUCCCCUGGCAUAGUUCCUUCUGGCAUGACACCAAGUGAUGGUAAAUCGAACCUUAGUCUCGCGGCUAAGACGCCAGCGGGGCGAGCUGGCAACGAAGAAGAUAUGGUUGGAAGUGCAUUGUGGUUGAUUAGCAAAGCUGGCGCUUUCAUGGAUGGGAAAGUCGUCCGAAUGGAGGGUGGACGCCUGCUUAUUCUAAAAGGUGUCACAUCGAAUUCGGACUGA
Messenger RNA from Lachnellula hyalina, 864 nucleotides. Its product is annotated as Rhamnolipids biosynthesis 3-oxoacyl-[acyl-carrier-protein] reductase. Bases 1 to 864 code for a protein of 287 amino acids. The transcript is spliced from 4 exons. The record is from RefSeq and is a predicted model, not a curated record. NCBI's taxonomy places the organism in Eukaryota, Fungi, Ascomycota, Leotiomycetes, Helotiales, Lachnaceae.